AGGAGAUGCUCAUCUCGCGUGCGUCUCCAGAGCGAAGAGAGGAAGGAAGAGGCAUCAAAUAAAGAGGCUCGCGUGGUGGCAACAGUAGUCAUUUCACCGCGACAUGUGGACGCGGUCGUUUGUUGUGCUGUGCGUGGUUGCCGGCGCCACCUCCGUGGUGGUGCAGAAGAAGGACAAGGAGCCCCAGUCAACAGGGAACGAGCCCAGGGUGGCUCAGCUGCAGUUCCCUGAGGAACAUGUCCGUCUGCAGCAUGUUCACCUGCCGCAGCCGCUCCACCAGCACCUCCACCACCAGAUGCACGCAAACCAUGUGAUCCCUGGUAGCAGCGCCGGAUCUCAUGGGGCCCACGAGGCGACGAUGGGUCACCACCACCCCCACCCGCAAGGACACGGGGUUGCUUACCAGUAUGUGCCGAUUCAGUACGUGCCCGUGGCGCACGCGCAAGCCCCAGCAGCCCCUGAAAAUGUUGAGCACUACUCACAGCCUGAAAACCAAGCCCAUCAUGGCCAUGCUCCCGCCGUGAAGUACGAGACGCAGUUCUUGCCGUCGCAUGGACUGCCUCAUCACGAAGCAGGCGCUGCGGGACUGAUUGCUGGAGGAAGCCCUCACCACGUGCAUUUCCCUGAGGUACAUGAGCCACAAAUUCAUCCUCAUCCUCAUCCGCACCCCCAUCCUCACCCCCAUCAUCAUCCCCAUGGUCUUGUGCCAACCAGGGAUCAAAACCUGAAGCGGGUGCUGGUGCCGCUGGCGGGAAUCGCUCUGCUCGGCGCGGCUGCCGCCCUUGCCACCAACCCUAUCCUGCUCCAGCUUGGCGUUGUCUCAGACGUUUGGCGGGUUGCAGGGCGUCGUCGCAGGGAGGCACCAGCUUUCGACUUAAAAGACGUGGCUGCUCUUGAAGAUCUGGGACCACGUGCUGACGAAAUCUCGCCUUUCAGGAAGGAGAGCAACGGCUCGUCGAGAAUGCAAGAGAUUGCUAUUCUGCAGGAAUUCCUCAAAGAGCAACAUAAACUGCCCCAAAGAUCAAAUGGCGGAGAAGCCUUGCUAGCGUCUAUUUUCACCUGCUCAGGUCUGGCUGACCCUAAAAACCUAGGCUGCUUGCAACGCAUUGCAUGUGAAGCCUACGAUCCUGCAACCGAGCUGCCUGACCUGGAGAUGAAGGUGCUCAGGAUAGUCGUGCGGCAGUUAGUAACUCACCCGGCCAUCCCCAAAGUGUUGAGCAAGAAGGUUGCAUUGGCUGCCUCCACAGGGCGCAAAGGCCAGUGCGAACUAACCUACAGGUGCCCGCAGAGGGCAUGGGACCAAUGCGUUAGUCCAGUGUACUGAUUUAUCAUUGUGUUAAACAACUUAAACGAGUCAUCACUUUUUUGGCCAGCUCUGGCUUUCACUCUAUGUCACUUGUUUUGCUUUUUCAUCACUAGAGACUCCAAACACAUGUAAAAAUAUGACCCCAAAACCAUGACAAGUUUGAGUUUAUUAUAGUAAGGAAUAUUGUAACUUCUGAAUUGAUUGUAAAUAUAGGUGGAAAUAAAGUGUUUUAAUUUUAAAAC
Messenger RNA from Cloeon dipterum, 1548 nucleotides. RefSeq lists its product as uncharacterized. The coding region runs from base 104 to 1324 and encodes 406 amino acids. The record is from RefSeq and is a predicted model, not a curated record. The transcript has 6 exons. Lineage: Eukaryota; Metazoa; Arthropoda; Insecta; Ephemeroptera; Baetidae.